UUAAACAUGGCUGCGCUCACACUUUACUCAUGUCGAUCCGUUAUUCCACAUAUAAAACGCGUAGCAAGCGCUUCAUACAAUUCUCUGCAGUCAAUAAGGUCAUUUUCAUCAGAAGCUGACAUAAAUGUGGACAAUGUUCCUAAAAUGAAGAGGCACACAUUUACUGGGUAUGAAAAUGAAAUUCUUUCAGAACCCUGUACUGUGCAAGAUCUUCCACCAUCCAAAGGAACGGCUCCUAAGUAUGUGGAGUCAACAGAAGAGUAUAAGUGGGUGGAAAGAUUAUUGCCAACAAAGUUAAUUCCUCGAGUGAAACCAAAUUUACCUCGCCAAAUGCCCUCUGGGUGGGCACCACCUCCAGAGAAAAAACCAGACCUUCCGUAUUUUGUCGGGCGAAAUAGAGUAUAUGAAUACAAUGUCCGUCAUGAAGUCCGUCAUCAAACAAGAAACAUCACACAGAUCAGAAAAGUCGAUGGAGAUAUCUGGGCACUUGAAAAAGAUGUACGGGAUUACCUGGAGGCGAUGGUUGAUUAUCCAGUAGCAACCCAGGUACAUGAAGUUACGAGAAUGGUGCGUGUCAAGGGUUAUUUUGUAGAGGAAAUUAAACAAUUUCUAUUUGAAAAGGGAUUUUGAAAAACUAAUCAUACCUGUAAAUAGCAGUUACCACAUUGUAAAUAGCUGGUAACCAAUGGUUCACAUUCAUCUGCUCAAAUACAGAGCUGUCAGUCAUAAUUUAGCUAAUGUGGCAUUGCAUUUCACCUUAGGUUACAUGGUAUAAAUGUGAAAGCAGUUCGUUUUACCAUGCUCUUUACAAAACUUAUAUUGUUAGAAAUAACAUUUUAGUUAUAAAAAAUUGUACAGUGCAACCAGUGCAUGUUUACCAGGUACCAUGAAUAUUUGAAUAAAUCUGUUAUUAUUGUUAUAUGA
Messenger RNA from Priapulus caudatus, 924 nucleotides. RefSeq names its product 39S ribosomal protein L49, mitochondrial-like. NCBI's taxonomy places the organism in Eukaryota, Metazoa, Priapulida, Priapulimorpha, Priapulimorphida, Priapulidae. Gene Ontology annotation, cellular component: mitochondrial large ribosomal subunit; ribosome. The transcript is spliced from 5 exons. Gene Ontology annotation, molecular function: structural constituent of ribosome. Gene Ontology annotation, biological process: translation. The record is from RefSeq and is a predicted model, not a curated record. Bases 7 to 630 code for a protein of 207 amino acids.